AUGAAAAUUAAGGGUGUGAAUCGUCACGGCAUACAACGUGCAUUUGUACCCUGUGGAAAGUGCGAAGAGUGUCGUAAUAUGGAGCGUUCCGCUUGGCAGUUCCGUUUUCAAUGUGAAGUUGAGGAGUAUGUCUAUCAUAAAGGUACUUGUUGCUCUCCUUUGUUUGUGCCUGUUCCGUGUUUUUCAAAGAAAGACAUUCGUGACCUUAUUCACGGCCUCCGUAAACAUUUAAACAAGAAAUAUGGUGUAAAGCGUUUAGUCUAUCUCGUAUGCUCCGAGUAUGGCGAGAAUACGAAGCGUCCUCACUAUCACGCUUCUUUCCUGUUCCCUCCUGAAGUCCCUGCCGAGGAGUUCUAUCAAUGCAUUCGUGACUUGUGGUGUGCUGAAGAAAAAUACAUCGGGCAGACUCGUAGAUGGUUCGGAAAUCAGUAUCGCAUUGUAGUUGAAAAGGCGAGACGUAACAAGGGCUUUACUUGUCCUCGCCAGUUUGAAGGUUAUGGACGUGAAAAGCCUUUUCUCGUAUCUACUGGCGAUGCUUCUCACGCUUGUAUCUAUACUGCAAAGUAUGUAUCCAAGGAUGUGUAUUACCUUCAGGAUUUGCCUUACGAUAAACUAAAUUUUGAUAACUCUUAUAUGGAUAUUGAGGAGUGUGAAGAUGCUGAAAUCCCUAAUUUUGAGAAACUUCCCGACAUUCGUAACUAUCUUCCGUUUCAUAUGCAAACUCGCUCGCUCGGUAUGGGCAUCUUGCAUAAUAAAUCAGAUCAUGAGAUUAUGGAUUUGUUUAAGAACGGAGUCCACUUUACUGGCUCAACGAAUGCAAAGCCGCAAUGUGUACCUACUUACAUUAAGAACAAGAUUCUUUUCACUCCUUAUUAUAUCGUUGGCGAAGAUGGGAGACGUCUCGUACGUAGACAAGCCUCGGAGUUUUUCAAUAAAAAUUACAAAGAAGUAUAUAAAAAGAAGGUAGACUUUUAUGAAGGAAUCAUCAAAGACUUGUCUAAUUCGGAUUUUUUUAAAUCUCGUAACCUUCCUAGUGAGCAAGCGGAUAAAUGGGCUAAAGAAGUAGGUUCUUUAGUUUCCUUGUCAGGUAUGUCUAAUCGUCUACUUGCUGAAGGUUACGUCCUUUACUAUGGCAUUGAUUACAAUUACUCUUAUCGCAACGAAAAUGAUAGAGCGAUGUGUAAGUCGGAACUGAUUAGUUAUGAUGAUUGGACUAUCAUCCAAAAUUUUUGGUCAAUUGUGCUUGGUCUACACGGAUUGACUACUAAACGAGACAAGACCGAUGAAGAAAAACUUAUAGAUAUGGUUGCUGACUAUCAUAAGCAUCUUGACGAAAGUGCUUUUGUAGAAAGUGGCUAUAUCAAGGAGAAUGAAUAUGCCUUUUAG
This is a messenger RNA of Cylicocyclus nassatus, 1386 nucleotides long. The record is from the annotation of a GenBank genome assembly. NCBI's taxonomy places the organism in Eukaryota, Metazoa, Nematoda, Chromadorea, Rhabditida, Strongylidae.